UUCAGUCUUAAUACGGGCCCCUACCUGUGACGUACACUAAAUAACAGCAUAGUCUGGAAUUAUUCAUCAUCUGUGGUAUUUACAAACUUCAAACUAUGACAAAAAUAAUAACAAAAUGAAAAUCGUCACAGUGGGUUUAAUGAUACUGACAAUACCAUAUUAUUGUUUCUGCCUUGAAGAUAUACACAUCCGAGAAUUAUUUGAAGAAAUCAACCAUAAUGUAAUCAAAUUCAAUGCACAAGCCGCAGAUAUAGCUUGGGCAUCCUCGUUCGAUCCUCGAAACCCAGUAUUGCCAGCUAAAUCGGCGAAAUAUCAAAAGCAACGGAUCAUAUGGCAACAAGAAACGUGCAGUCGGUUGGCGGAACUGGUAAAACGUCACUUGUUAACAAGCGCGCAAAGGCGACAGACGUACCUUCUGUGCAGAGAGCCUAAAUACACUUAUAGAGAGACCAGGGUCGCCAGUGCAUUGUAUGAACAAUUACAAGCUAUAUACUCAGAAGUAAAUAUAUGCAUACCCAGUGAACGGAACUUAACUGUAAACAAUCUAGCAGAAACUGAAAAUGCUAUUGAAAAUUAUUUAAUAGCAAUUAACGAAGUUGUGACUUCACAAGACAUAGAUGAAGUAUAUGUAGCAUCCAAAGUUGCUACUAAUCAUCACGAUGACUCUAACAAUGCUGUUUGUCUAAACGAUGAUGCAGAUUUUGACAAAUUGAUGGCUUUUUCGAAGAAAGAGGAAGUGUUGAGAUGGCUAUGGUUGACGUGGAGGGAAAAAGUGGGACCACUCAUGAAGAUACCGUACCGCCAAUUAGUGGAUCUCGAAAAUGUAGCUGCAAGAAGAAGUGGCUAUGCCGAUAUAGGGGCAGCUUGGCGAGAUGAGCUAGAAGUACCAAACUUGAGAUUACUCUCUCGUCAACUAAAUGAUCAAGUACGUCCACUGUAUCAACUUCUUCAUGGUGUGGCCAGAUAUUACCUAAGAAAGCGAUACGGAGACUUGGUACCCGAGUACGGGUAUUUACCAGCACAUUUACUUGGCAAUCUGUGGUCGCAGAACUGGGAACAUUUAUUAGACAUGAUCAUACCACAGACAUUAAACUUGGAUGAAAGUAUCAAGAAACUUAAUUGGACGACUAUGCAUAUGGUGAAACGAGCUGAAGACUUCUACCUAUCGUUAGGUUUACCGCCAAUGACUGACACAUUUUGGCGCGAAUCCAUAUUUACGCGGGAAACGCACGUUACGCGCUGCCAUGGAUCUGCGGCGGACAUGUUUAAAGAUGGCGAUUUUAGACUUUUGUACUGCUCUGGUACCACUUUGGAAGACUUCUACGUGCUGCACCACGAACUUGGACAUAUCCAAUAUUAUAUGGCUUACCAGGAACAACCAGGUCUGUUUAGACAAGCAAACACUGCACUUCAUGAAACCAUAGGCGAUACAAUAAUGCAAGGCGUGCUAACACCCCAACACUUGCACAGACUUGGGCUUGUCAAUGAUUCUGUUCUGUACACUAAUAAAUUUGAAAAAGAAAAUGAUGAUAAACUUAAUGACUGUGACAGGAAUAAUGAAAAUAAUGAUAAUAUUAAUGAAAAGAAACAAGAAGAUGAUGUUAAUGAAGUACUUCGUGAAUUCGAAUCGAGUGAUAAUAUAUUAAUGCUUAAACAAGCACUAAACAAAAUACCGCAAAUACCAUUUGCACUUCUAAUAGAUGAGUACAGAUGGAAAUAUUUUGAAGGCACAAUUAAUUUUGAUAAUCAGAAUAAAGAUUUCUGGAAGAUGUCCCAGGAAUUAAUGGGAAUAGCACCACCAGAAGUGAGGAGCGAAGAUUAUUUCGAUAUAGGAGCAAAAUUCCACGUUCCUGAUAACACGCCAUUUAUAAGAUAUUUCCUCAGCAGCUUCAUCCAGCAUCAACUGUUCGAAGCUCUCUGCAAAGCAGCUGUGUACGGCAGAAGAUCGAUUGCAGAAGAUGUACCAAAAACUAUCGCGAUGAACCGCUGUGACAUUUAUGGUUCCAAGGCAGCAGGAAAACUAUUGAAAGACCUCAUGUCCAGAGGUCACUCACAACACUGGCGAGAGAUCCUCCAAGCAACGACAGGUGACACCGACAUAUCGUCGAAAGCUUUAUUACGCUACUACCGCCCUCUACAGGAGUUGUUAGAGAAAUUGGUUCGCAUUUAUCACAUACCCAUCGGUUGGUAAUAGGCCUGAAUCAGAUUGAAAGAUGCGCAUUUACAGAACACGGAUAUGUCAGCGUAAAUAUUUAAAAUGGGUGUUAGACGAUUUAAUAUUUAGAGAGAAUAAAAGAAUUAAUAUGUCUAUCACUUUCA
Molecule: messenger RNA, 2319 nt
Organism: Galleria mellonella (greater wax moth)
Lineage: Eukaryota; Metazoa; Arthropoda; Insecta; Lepidoptera; Pyralidae
Product: angiotensin-converting enzyme-like
Exons: 10
Coding region: 116-2191 (691 amino acids)
Biological process (GO): proteolysis
Cellular component (GO): plasma membrane
Molecular function (GO): metallopeptidase activity; peptidyl-dipeptidase activity
Source: RefSeq, a predicted model, not a curated record